AUGUCUAAGCAAAAGCUUGUCGGGGAGCGAGGGGAAGAAGGGAGUUGCUCCGAGCAAAUGAUUAUUUCCAAUGGAGACCACCGCUUGCGAUCACCUGGUGAGAGUGCUGUCGUGAUGGGAGAAAACAACAAACAAAUUCACGUUGAGUGCAGCAAACUGCCCACACCGCCCGGCACAACAACAGCAGCAACACAUCCUCCUAUUCGUCGUUCGAGCUCCGCACAAGGUCACCCAACCGAAAACAGUCGACCGUUCGCGAGAAACCUUGUGGAGCCAGGUCGGGUCUGUCUCUGCAUCACCGCCCACCCACAAGCUCACCUCUGCGAUCGCGUCACCACGAUGAGGAGAUUGCUGGAGAUGACUUCGAUCAUUCUGCUUGUGCUCUUCACGUUGUUGGAUAUCUCCGCAGUUAAUGUAUGUCUGGACACGACGGACGCCGACAGAUGUGAAAUUGAUGCUGAUGGACAACUGGACCUGUAUUCCUGCGGCAUAACAGAUGCCGAUUUUGACGAUCUGGCGUCGUGCUUGGAAGAUGCCGGGCCUGAAGCAAUCACAUAUCUGUCCCUGAGCCAAAACGAGCUCACCACGCUGCCUGAGGGAAUCUUCGGGGGUCUCACGGCCUUGGAAGCACUGUCCCUGAGCCAAAACGAGCUCACCACGCUGCCUGAGGGAAUCUUCGGGGGUCUUACGGCCUUGGAAUACCUGUAAGUAGCUGUUGGACAAGGUUGUCGGUAGAAUGUUUUUCCGCAUGGGGCUAGCUUGCGAUGGAAAGCUACGAGAUCGCAGACAAAUCGUCCCCAUGACCCAUUCAACCCCGACUAGCGCGGCGGCAAGCAGUUGGUAGGAAGUUCGGUGUAGAACAGGUCGGGGGUGUCUGAAUUCACCUCCAGCCCGUUGCUGGAAACGUGAGCACCAAGGAUCGUGCUACGUAUCGGGAUCAGUUGUCGCUUCCUGGCAUUCGCCGUAGAGCCUCUACGUGAUGGUGCUCUGUUGGCCUCAUAUCCUAGCCUCUUGUCCGGCUCGCGGUGUACUCAAUCUAACCCUGGAACGGGUUCCCGCUGCCAACUCGUCGCCUUCGUUGUAGCCGGAAGUAGGCAUGAUUGUUGUGAUUGUACCCAGGCCAUCGCGAUCAGCAUGUGCGGCAGCAAGCACUGAUUCCCGGCUCAUGUGUGUUAUCUGCUCCGCUCGUGGCCUUCCCUCGACACUCGAAGGUACCUGCACCAGAACGAGCUCACCACGUUGCCUGAGGGAAUCUUCGGGAAUCUUACGGCCUUGGAACACCUGUAAGUAGCUGUUUGACAAGGUUGUCGGUAGAAUGUUUUUCCGCAUGGGGCUAGCUUGCGAUGGAGAACUACGAGAUCGCAGACCAAUCGUCCCCAUGACCCAUUCAAUCCCGACUAGCGCGGCGGCAAGCAGCUGGUAGGAAGUUCGGUGUAGAAUAGGUCGGGGGUGUCUGAAACCACCUCCAGCCCGUUGCUGGAAACGUGAGCACCAAGGAUCGUGCAACGUAUUGGGAUCAGUUGUCGCUUCCUGGCAUUCGCCGUAGAGCCUCUACGUGAUGGUAUUCUGUUGGCCUCAUGUCCUAUCUCUUGUCCGGUUCACGGUGUAUCAAUCUAACCCUGGAACGUGUUCCCGCUGCCAACUCGUCGCCUUCGUUGNUUUCCUGUACUGAACGGUCUACAGUACUCACAUCUUUUACGGCAUUCUGUAGCUUUCGUGUGUCUAUAUUCCGUUCGUAAUUGGGAGCUUCAACGUGCUGCGAUCAUUUGCGUAGGUAAUUCAUUCGUGGUCCACAUGAUACUUCGCCGGGGCACUACAUCGACUAUAUGUUGAUCCUCGUCGUUUCAGCUUACGGCGUACGUGCACACUAUGCACUAAGGCUUGCCUGCUCUCGGCAUGAGAUCACAGCCAUACUAGUGUAAUGUCCUUAUCUGCUUCAACCUGCCGGUUCUCUGGUAGAUCCUUUCCUGCUAACGAGAACAUGUGCAAAGCGAGGAGUUGUGGUUGUAUUUCGCGCUUGUCUGCAGCGGGCAAUAAUACUAGUUUCCCGACAUGGCACACUUUUGGGGUGCCCCUCUUUACAGUAUAUCUCCUAUAUCUCAAGCCCGUCCGGUUUUACUGAAAGUUAUCCCUUUCACUCGCGAGAUUAUCAUGCUAACCUUGUUGUUCCUUCCCCAACGUAUGAUCCGUUGCAUCUGCCGCUCUCGUCCGGUCAUGCGCCGGUAUAUCUCGUUGUGGACCUGAAUUUUAGGCACCUGGAGGGGAAUUCUCUGGAGUGCUUGCCCUCAAAUGAACUGUGAGCAACGGUUUGUAAUACAUAUGAAGAGAAGAAUAUGGACCCUAUCGCGUAAUGGCGGAUCCGGCCAGCAUCACGUAGAUACCGAGCACACCUGUUAUUCGCUGCUUGUUGCAUUGAUAUCCCGGUCGGCCCGGUGGUCCAGUUAGUACCCUCUAAACCUUCUGGAGGUCAGGUCAAGGCUUCAGAUCCCGGCGUAAUCGAUCUUUUCUUGUAAAGUGAGUUUUUCUCUUGCUUGCGCUCCUGCCCUGGUGGAUAGCGCUACUGUAGUUCGUCGUGUGUACACAGAGGGAAGAAUGCUGAACUCUCCUUAUUCGGUUCGACUGUCUGUAUCGCGAGACCUGUGUGACCUCUUUUGCGCACUCCGCAGGGUGGAAGUUGAUGAUGAUGCCUCGGAGAAAGCAGCCGGGCUCCACGUUGAUGCAUACGGUAACGAAUGUGGAAUAGCUAAUCUGGGGAAAUCUAGCAACUCGUCUAGCUCCUAGCUACAGCAUCCGAUGACGAUUGAUGUGAACGGAAUGCAUGGUAUAGCAUGGGUCUGCACAUUGUUCAGUUGCGGCCAUCGCUUGAAGCCACGACGAUAUGAUCGAAAGGAGCUGCAGUGUUUAUUGAGCUCAAACCUGGCUGUUCCGUACUACCUGACGGCUCUUACUCGGUGAAACUGCAUCUCCAAACCUCUUCGCGAGACUGAUCUUGAAGGUAACUACCAUCGGGCGAGGGAUGGAUG
Ectocarpus sp. CCAP 1310/34 is the source of this 3023-nucleotide messenger RNA. NCBI's taxonomy places the organism in Eukaryota, Phaeophyceae, Ectocarpales, Ectocarpaceae. The record is from the annotation of a GenBank genome assembly.